GGAGAACAUGGAUCUAGAUCAGCUGGAUUCCUCCCAGAGGACACAUGGGAACCCACAAAGUGACGACCCAGUUCAGACCUCAGACCAUCAGAUCCAGGACCCGGAGCAGGACCCGGUGCUGGUUUGGGCUCCCAGUGGGAGGCGUCUGAUCUCUGGUCUGCUGGGUCUGAACGUGGUGCUGCUGGGAGCGGCCCUGGUGGCAGGACAGGCUUUUAACCCCGACGGCCUGAAGCACCAGGAGCCCCAGGUGUUCAUGCUGCUGCUGAUGGGGGUCAGUCUGGUUUGGAUGCUGUGGUACCUGCUGUGGGCCAGGAAGCAGCCCGGCAUCUGCCCACAUAAAGACCACCACGCCGGGGGAAUCACUGUCACUGUCGUCCUCAUGCUGUUUGCUGCGUUCAGUCUGCUGCUGUUUGUCUUCAGGGCUGGUUAUUUGAUCAGCAUGAGGGAGUGUAAACCUGCUGCCACAGUUCUCUCUCCAUUCAUCGAGGGCUCCUUUCUCCUGCUACAGACGUAUUUACUGUGGGCUCACUCCAAAGACUGCAUCCACCGACACAAGAUCAUCACCAGGUCGGGGUUGAUGAUGAUCCUGUCGGCCAACCUGCUGCUGUGGCUGAACGCAGUGACGGAGGACACCAUCCACGAGGAGAUCGAGAUAGAAAAAGAAGACGGGCUUUAUUUCGGCAACACGAGCUCAUCUGAAGGAGACGUGUCUGAUGCAGCAGGAAUUCUAAAUUCGACCUUCUGUCAGUGCACUGCGAGCGCAGCCUGCCUCACCUUCAGGAAAGGCUUUGAAAUCCUGUUUCCCUUCAGCAUGGAGUACUACCUGAUGGCAGGCUGCAUGAUCUAUGUGAUGUGGAAGAACGUGGGCCGCAGGAUGAGUCCAGGUCCCCACCACGUCGCUCAGAAGCUGACCUUUCGUGUCGUCUAUCAAGGUGGGGUCAUAUGCGGCCUUGUGUUUGGCAUCCUGGUGCUCAUAGCGGGAGUGGCCGUCUUCAUUUUCUACCAGGUCUGGGUGGGCCAGCAGCAGCUCCGCCUCACCGCCUUCCACAUAUUUUACGGCUACCAUUUAGCCGUGAUGCCCAUCAUGUCUCUGUGCUCGCUGGCCGGGAUGCUGGUCCACAGACUGGAGAUGAGGGCGAAUGAAUCGGGACACAACCCGACUCGCAGCCUGGAUGUGCUCCUCCUGCUCGCAGCAGCUCUGGGCCAGCUCGCCCUCUCCUACUUCUCCCUGGUGGCGGCCCUGGCUUUAGGGACCGACAGCCCUCUGGGGGACCUCGACCUGUCCUACUCCCUCCUCAGCCUGCUGGAGCUCAUCCUCCAGAACAUCUUCAUCAUCGAAGGCCUCCACAGGCACCCCAACCUCCUCGCCAAGAAGAAAGACAGGCAGCGGAGCAGCAUAUUCAAGCCCAAGAAAAAGGUUGCUGCGCCGAUACAAGAGGAGAGGAAGACGGAUAUUUCACUGCUGGAGGGGAACACGUCAGCUGCUGCUCAAGAGCAUGAUGGGAAAAAACCCUGGACCAAGAGAGUGAUACAAGAAAUCUGUGCUUUCCUCAUUCUCGCCAACAUUAUGCUGUGGGUCAUCCCUGCGUUUGGAGUCCACCCCCAGUUUGAGAACGGCCUCGGGAAACAGUUUUUCGGCUUCUCCGUCUGGUUCGUUCUGGUGAACUUGAGUCAGCCGCUCAGCGUUUUCUACAGGAUGCACUCUGUGGGAGCUUUAAUGGAGCUGCUCAUCUCCGCGUGA
Molecule: messenger RNA, 1741 nt
Organism: Epinephelus fuscoguttatus (brown-marbled grouper)
Lineage: Eukaryota; Metazoa; Chordata; Actinopteri; Perciformes; Serranidae
Product: proton channel OTOP3-like
Exons: 7
Coding region: 8-1741 (577 amino acids)
Biological process (GO): proton transmembrane transport
Cellular component (GO): membrane
Molecular function (GO): proton channel activity
Source: RefSeq, a predicted model, not a curated record